AUGGAGCUGAAGCGAAGUGGAAUACCAGCACUCCUGGCCAUACCAGCGCUGCUGUGGUUUGCACUUUGUUGCACUUUUCUCCAGGCGCUUUGCUUGCUGCUUUGGGCGGCUGGCCUGGUAAAGGAGUAUACGGAGGCCAUCAGAUUUCUGCUCAGCGUGAUGCAUAGGCCCUUCCUCUACUUGAUGCAAUAUUCUGGCAGCAGGGUCUUUGUCUACACUGCGCAGGGUGACGUCCAGUCCAGCAUCUUGAAGACGAUUGGCUUUGAUCAAUCUUUGAUCUUCUCAAACCAUCGUGGAGACUUGGAUUGGCUGAUUGGGUUGAUGGUGGAGGACAACGGCGGAGGCUUAGGCCGGGCACCAGGGGCCCUUCGAUCCCAUAUCGAAUUGUCCUUGAGGUGCAUUUCAUUGAUCUCGACUGCCAGUGCCAAUCGCCAUCCAUUUGCCAAGGUUAUAAACGGCAGCAUGACUAUCGACAAUGGGCGAUACCCUAUACUUUGA
Durusdinium trenchii is the source of this 498-nucleotide messenger RNA. The record is from the annotation of a GenBank genome assembly. NCBI's taxonomy places the organism in Eukaryota, Dinophyceae, Suessiales, Symbiodiniaceae.